GAGACGAGGUUUCACCACGAACUAGCCCAGGUUGGUCUCGAACUCCGGAGCCCAAGCAAUCCUCCCACCUCGGCCUCCCAAAGUGCGGGGACUACAGGCGAGAAGCACCGCGCCCGACCGGACUUCUUACAUUAGCUAUUAGAGCCGGGAUGGUGAGCAUCUGCCAUGGCCAGGGACAGGAACAUAGGGAGAUGACAAUAAAGGUGGUAAUGAAGUCACGGCCACCUGCUCUUAUGAAGUCAAAAUCAUUAAAGACCCAGUGACGUUGAUGCCAUCCAGGAUUGAGACCUCUCUUCUGCCCAUCUGUGGUCACGGGCCUAGUUAAACACCGCAGCCGUCUCCCACACUGGGGGUUCUCGGAAAAAGCCUCGGCCUGGGGCCUGGUCUGCACGCUAGGCGCGGGCCGCGGCUCGCUGGAGGAGUCGAGCCAGCCCGCCCCUUCCCGCACGGCCUGCUGGGAGUUGUAGUUCAGUCGUCGGAGAACCGCGCCAAGUCCCGCCCCAGAUGAGUGCGCAGUAUGGGGACAGCCGGCCGGGACCCAGUGAGCGCGGGACUACAAUUCCCAAAGGAGCGUAGCAGACGACGCCCAGCCAACAGGUAGCCAGCGGCUUGCUUCGCGCGCACACGCGGCGGGCGGUGGCGGGAUUCUGCCGCGUGCGCUUUCCCGCCCCGCCUCGCCUAGCCUCGUCCUGCGUUCGUCACGCCUCGGACUGUCCGUUGGGCCACGCCGACCGCCCUACGCUCGCUCCGUCGCGGCUCCGCGCGCCCCACCUUCUCGCUAGUUUUUUCUAGAGCCCAGGCUCCGCCCGUUUCCCGCUUCCAGGGCCGGGUUCGUUCCCGCCCCCACCCGUCCUUCUCCUCUGCACCCCUACUGCUUCUGCUUUGAAGGCGGAGGCUCCAUGUUGUCCCCUCAGCGAGUGGCAGCAGCUGCCUCGAGAGGAGCAGGUGAUGCCAUGGAAAGCAGCAAGCCUGGUCCAGUGCAGGUUGUUUUGGUUCAGAAAGAUCAACAUUCCUUUGAGCUAGAUGAGAAAGCCUUGGCCAGCAUCCUCUUGCAGGACCACAUCCGAGAUCUUGAUGUGGUGGUGGUUUCAGUGGCUGGUGCCUUCCGAAAGGGCAAGUCCUUCAUUCUGGAUUUUAUGCUACGAUACUUAUAUUCUCAGAAGGAAAGUGGCCAUUCAAAUUGGUUGGGUGACCCAGAAGAACCGUUAACAGGAUUUUCAUGGAGAGGGGGAUCUGAUCCGGAAACCACUGGGAUUCAGAUCUGGAGUGAAGUUUUCACUGUGGAGAAGCCAGGUGGGAAGAAGGUUGCAGUUGUUCUGAUGGAUACCCAGGGGGCAUUUGAUAGCCAGUCAACUGUGAAAGACUGUGCUACCAUCUUUGCUCUAAGCACUAUGACUAGUUCUGUUCAGAUUUAUAAUUUAUCCCAGAACAUUCAAGAAGAUGAUCUUCAACAGCUGCAGCUCUUCACAGAAUAUGGUCGUCUGGCAAUGGAUGAAAUUUUCCAAAAGCCUUUCCAGACACUGAUGUUUUUGGUUAGAGAUUGGAGUUUCCCUUAUGAAUACAGCUACGGACUCCAAGGAGGGAUGGCAUUUUUGGAUAAGCGUUUACAGGUGAAGGAACAUCAACAUGAAGAAAUUCAGAAUGUUCGAAAUCACAUUCACUCAUGUUUCUCCGAUGUCACCUGCUUUCUCUUACCACAUCCAGGACUCCAGGUGGCCACAAGCCCUGACUUUGAUGGGAAAUUAAAAGAUAUUGCUGGUGAAUUCAAAGAGCAGUUACAGGUACUGAUACCGUAUGUAUUAAACCCAUCUAAGUUAAUGGAAAAGGAGAUCAAUGGCUCAAAGGUCACCUGUCGGGGACUAUUGGAGUAUUUUAAGGCAUAUAUUAAAAUUUAUCAAGGAGAAGAUCUGCCUCACCCCAAGUCCAUGCUUCAGGCCACUGCUGAAGCCAACAACUUAGCAGCUGCAGCCUCUGCCAAGGACAUUUAUUAUAACAACAUGGAAGAGGUUUGUGGGGGAGAGAAACCUUAUUUGUCCCCAGACAUUCUAGAGGAGAAGCACUGUGAAUUCAAACAACUUGCUCUGGACCAUUUUAAGAAGACCAAGAAGAUGGGUGGGAAGGAUUUCAGCUUUCGUUACCAGCAGGAGCUGGAGGAGGAAAUCAAGGAAUUAUAUGAGAACUUCUGCAAGCACAAUGGUAGCAAGAACGUCUUCAGCACCUUCCGAACCCCUGCAGUGCUGUUCACGGGCAUUGUAGCUUUGUACAUAGCCUCAGGCCUCACUGGCUUCAUAGGUCUUGAGGUUGUAGCCCAGUUGUUCAACUGUAUGGUUGGACUACUGUUAAUAGCGCUCCUCACCUGGGGCUACAUCAGGUAUUCUGGUCAAUAUCGUGAGCUGGGCGGAGCUAUUGAUUUUGGUGCCGCAUAUGUGUUGGAGCAGGCUUCUUCUCAUAUCGGUAAUUCCACUCAGGCCACCGUGAGGGAUGCAGUUGUUGGAAGACCACCCCAGGUUAAAAAAGCUCAAUAGCAUCUUAACAUGAAGAUCAAACAAAAAAACGAACCCCUACUGAUUUCUGGGUUUCUGCCACGGCCACAGGUUCAUAUCUAGAGGAAUGGCAGAUCUGAGACCAUCCAGGAAGAGCUAAAACAUGGCCCUGUAAUAAAUGAGCAGACCUCUCCUGUGGUUUCUGAUUAUUAAACACACUUCCAUUUCUCUUGGAAGCAUUUCUUUUCCUUGCUGUUAUAGAUGCAAGCCUGUGUCUAUUUUCAUAUUACUCUGCUUUGUGCACUUUAUGGAGGAGGAAGCGAGAGGAAAAUGGAAAUGCAGCUUUUAAGUUCUUUAUGUGCCACUUAGUGCCUUUUAAGAUUGAUUCCCUGAUUUUGCAGACACGAUGGGGAGGGGUUGGAGGAUAACCUCAUGAAAGAUGCCAUUUUUGGGGUGAAACUUGUCAUUUCUUUUAUACUUUACUCUUUUGAGAAGGAUUCCUUUUUUCUUUUCUUUUUUUUCUUGAGUUGGAAUCUCACUCUUUCACCAGGCUUGAGUGCAGUGGUGUAAUCUUGGCUCACUGCAACCUCCACCUGCCGGGUUCAAGCAAUUCUCCUGCCUCAGCCUCCCUAGUAGCUGGGACUACAGGUAUAUGCCACUAUGCCCAGCUAAUUUUUUUGUAUUUUUAGUAGAGACGGGGUUUCACCAUAUUGGCCAGGAUGGUCUCCAUCUCUUGACCUUGUGAUCCACCCGCCUUCGCCUCCCAAAGUGCUGGAAUUACAGGCGUGAGCCACUGUGCCCAGCCAAGAAGGAUUCCUUUUUUAAAAGUUUACAAAACUUGGAGAAACUUCAGAACUAAAGACUAACUGAAAAUGAUGUCAUUACACUUUUAAAAAAUUUACAAUAGGGAAUCCUAUUGCCUAUUGUGGAAAAAUCGUGUCACAUUUAAAUAUACCAUACUCUGAAAUGUGAGGUUUUUACCCAGUAGAUUGACAGUUUUGUUGCAAUUUGCUCUAUUUUUUUUUUGGUCCCUAUAGCUUCUUUCUAGAAAAAGAGGCAAACGUGCCUUGAAAAGCCAGGGUGGCUCAUAAUGAAAGGAAUGAGAUAGAUACUUUAAGAAAAAAGCUAAGUUUAAAUGAACCAUGUGACCUCUGAUAAGUCACUUGAACUUGUGCCUUGGUCAGGUUCACUGUAGGUUUACAUAUGUAUGUAUGUUAUACACAAGUCUUGUAAUUGUCAUUUGAGGGGAUUUGUUUUUGAGAGUUCUGCAUAAGAACAGAACUUUAUUAAAGAUUAGAGGGAAGAUAUUACCAAAUAUUACUGCCUUUAAUUGAUGUCUAAUUUCAUAAUUCAUGUGGCUUAGCAGCAAUUAAUAAAUAACCUGAUUUAAGGUCUUUACUCAGAAUGUUAAUUUGCAUUCUCUGCCCUGUCUGAUGUUCUUAAUAAUGAAGCUAAAAUUAACCCAUUUUAUUUAGUGAAUUAUCUAUUUAAUUUUACUUUGGCUAGUCUGGUAGCUUUAAGAUAGCGUUGGCUUAGCAAGGAGCAAAGUCCUACCCAAAUAUAAACAAUAUCUAGAAGUAUCUAAGAGUUCUUUUUUUCUGUUUACCUUGAUUAGGAGAUAAAGUUUUAUCUGUUAGUUGCUUUUCCUUUUGGAAUUAUUGUGGAUUUUAAAACUUAAAACUUGCCUGCAAGUAUUUAUAUAAACAUUCAGGUAUAUAAGCCUUAAUUUCUAAGAUAAUUUAACUUUUGUUAUGGGAGGGAGGUAAGAGUGUAAAUUUUAUAUAGAUGAAGGUAAGAUCUGAGUGUAAACUUUAUAUACAUUAAGUAUGAAUGGAAGGUAGAAAAAAAGAAAGUCCCUUUUUGCUUGUAAUUUCUUUAUCAAAUAAUUUUCUUUUGACAUUUUACCACUGAAGUAUUUCUAUAAGUCCUAAAUUCCCAGCAUACUAUGUCUCAUAUUUAUAUGCCAUCUUGCAAAUAGUUCUUGCUAUUUUAUUCACUUGCUGUUACACUUUAGAAAAAUGCCAGCUUGUUUACUUGCAUUUAUCAGUGAUGCCAAGCUUUGACUGUUAACUUGAAAGCUUGCUUCUGAAAUGUUGGUGCAUUUUCAGGUGACCUCUUAUCUCUCUGAAAGUUCAUACCUAUUAGCAGACUCUGUAAAUAUUGAGAUACUUAGCUUUUAAUACAUUCUAUAAGUAAAUUUAUAGAUUUCAGAAUAACUGUCAAAAAAUUUAAUGGUAAGAAGGGGUGAUGUGUCGAAAACUCAUACUAAAGUAUUAGGUCACUUUUAAAAAAGUGAUAAUCUGUGAUUUAAUGAAAUCUUAAGAUCAGUUACUAUUUAAAUUCACCAUUUCUGUUUUGGUCUUAUAAAGAAACCUUGGUUUAAUUAUCCAGAUGAAGUCCCCCUCACCUUUUUUUUUUUCUUCUUCUUCUGCUUCUGGAAAUUGUUUAUAAAGUUUUCUCAGUGAGGGUUCUUAAGAGUUUUCUUUGGCCUCUUUUCUCUCAACAGUAAAUUGAUGAUUUUAUAUCAGCUUUUUCAAUGAAAGAUGCAUUAUCAUUGCUGGCUAUAAAUCAUCCUGGGGAGAUUUAUAACCAGGUUACAAAUAAUGUCUUUUACUUCUUUCACCUUUUACUUGUGGUUCAGAUGCUCAGACUGUGUGUUUGUGUCGUGUCUGUUGCUCUACCACUUUCCAUGCAGUCAUUUUUAAUUUUACACAAUCGUAACAAUAUAUGGAACUCAUUCCUAUGAAUAUAUAAAAGGAGGCUUCCAAAAUUUUCUAUUAAAAUAUUUCAGGAUAAAUGUUGAUAAUUUGAAAAAAUAAUUUCAGUGAGCUGCUUAUAGUACAAAUGGUAGAAUCAGAGUUUUCAUUCUUUCAUUGAGAAAUCUUUCUGUAAGAUUGACUCGUAGAUAAAAUGAAACUACUGUGUACGAUAAAACACUUUCAGAGUCAUGCCUUAUUUUAUCUUAUUUCAUUUUAGUUUUUGAGACAGAGGUCUCGCUCUGUCGCCCAGGUUGGAAUGCAGUGGUGCAGUCUCGCCUCACUGCAACCUCCACCUCCCGGGCUCAAGCGAUUCUCCUGUCUCAGCUUCCUGAGUAGCUGGGACUACAGAUGUACGCCACCACGCCUGGCUAAUUUUUGUAUUUUUACUAGAGGUGGGGUUUUGCCAUGUUGAUCAGGCUGGUCUCAAACUCCUGACUUCAGGUGAUCCACCCCACUCAGCCUCCCAAAGUGUUGAGAUUACAGGCGUGAGCCACCCCGCCCAGCUGAGUCAUGCCUUAUUUUCAUAGUAUAACAAGAAAUGUUCUGUGGAAGUUUAUGUUUUAACACCUCUUUUAUACUUGGUAAAAUUGCCUGUGUUUCGCUUUAUUUAUUUUAUUUUUUUGAGAUGGACUCUUGUACUGUCGCCCAGGCUGAAGUGCAGUGGUGUGGUCUUGUCUCACUACAACCUCCGCCUCCUGGGUUCAAGUGAUUCUUCUGCCUCAGCCUCCCAAGUAGCUGGGGUUACAGGCAUGUGCCACCACACCCGGCUUAUUUUCGUAUUUUUAGUAGAGACAGGGCUUCACCAUGUUGACCAGGCUGGUCUCAACUCCUCGGGUAAUCUGCCUGCCUUGGCCUUCCAAAGUGCUGGGAUUACAGGCGUGAGCCCCUGGAACCUGGGCUUGUUUUGCUUUAUUUUUUCUCUUACAUGAAGUAAAGCGCUUUGGUCAAACAGACACAUUAUACUGCUUUGUACUGGUGAUCAGUUUCAUUAGUGGAUCACACACAGUGUUCUACCUGGCUUGUAAAAUGGUGCCUUGGAUAGGGUGAGUUUGGAUAAGUAUGUAUGAGUUAUAGCAAAAUUAAGUAGGUUGAGUCAAGUCCAUGUAAAAGCAAUAAAACAGUUUUAAUUUUUUUCCUAGGUUCUUUUAAAAAAUGAUGUAACUUACAUGGAAGUCUUCAUAGAACUUUUUUCUUUCCUAGAACUAUUGAAAUGUAAUUUAGGAUGAUUUGAUGUUCCAUCUCAAGUUGUCAACAUGGCUGUGUCAUUCUGGCUUACACAUUUUUGAUCUAACAAUUCUAGUCAAGGGAUAAGGGCAGAAUGAAGACAAGCUUCAGUUAUGAAAGUACAAACUAUUUGUGUGAUUAAUUUUUAAAAAUGACAAGAAGCCCAUUGUAAAAGAAUAUUUGCAGUCAAAUCACUUUUCUUAUGUUGUAAGUCCUGUUGUAGCUAUGUUUUGGGUAGUGGUUCUCAUCUACCUUGGAGUGCAUAAGACUUACCUAGCAGGCUUGUUUAAAAAGUUCAGAUUCCCAGCUUCGUACCCAGGGAUUGCCUCAGGUGGUAUGGGCUGUGGUCCUGGAGUCAUCACUUUUAUAAAUAGUGGUUCAGAGCCCACAGAGAGAGACUGCUUCAUCGAAUGGGAAGUACCAAGGAGAAAGUACAAUUCUGUAUUGUCUGGAGGCAAGUGGACACUUUGUACCUGAGGUUUAGAAUAGGUGGUCUCUUGCCAGUACAGUCCCAGGCGUUUUAUGUGUUUAGAAGUAGUAAGGAUGCCUUUAAUUCAGAGGAUUAAGCUCCUUAAAGCUGUUUUUCUCCAUUGUCAUAGUGCCUUCUCUGAAAAACGAAUGUACAAGUAUCCUAUUUUCUAACAGAUGUAACUAGGGUUUUUUUAAAAGCACUUUUUCAUAGUUUUUCUUUUAAAAAGUAAAAUUCAGCACUGUGACUUCAAUUCCCAAAUCUUUCACAUACAGGUGAAACAUUAAGCCACAAAUAAAAAUAAUGAACAAGAAGGAAGACAAGAUCCUAAUUUCUGUCAUUAGCGACCUAAGUACCCCAUAUCAGAAGCUUUGCAAAACAGAUCUAGGGACAGAAGGGUUUUUUGAAAGACAUUUUUCUUUGGAGAGGAAUUUUGUGUGCCAGGACUAAAGUUUAAAUAUAGUGUUUUUAUGAGCAAGGGAAGGUAGCAUUGAUUCCCAAAGCUUUCUAAUUAGAUACAUGCUGUCAUGGAUGUAAGCCUUAAAGGAGUUAAUACUAAUCUUGUACAUACAUAAAUUUUCCUCAGGUUUCUUUUUUAUUUAAAAAAAUGAUUUGUUAAAAGUACUUUCUGCUAGACCCUUGCCUUUGAGUGGCUUUGAAAUUUAAUAUAGUUUUUAAAAAGUGCAAUGAGAUGAGAUUAUGCUAUUAGUAUAUUAAAAGCAUGUUUCUGUUUUACUCCAAUUUGUAAGAUCAUUUAAUGGAAUAAAGAUCACAACACCAUGUUA
Molecule: messenger RNA, 7720 nt
Organism: Macaca mulatta (Rhesus monkey)
Lineage: Eukaryota; Metazoa; Chordata; Mammalia; Primates; Cercopithecidae
Gene: ATL3
Product: atlastin GTPase 3
Molecular function (GO): GTPase activity; GTP binding
Source: RefSeq, a predicted model, not a curated record